GUGGGUGUAGUGGCCACAGCCUCACAGGGUAGGCGAGGGUGGCUGGUGUCAACAGGGGGCGAAGAGGGGACCGGAGCCAAGACCCUCGGCCGCCUCCCCGCCGGCCUCCCGCAGAAUAAAGAUGAAACAUUUCUCGGAAGAGCGUGUUUAGGAAACCAUGUGAAUACUGAGUCGGGUCCUGAAUUCUGGAAUCACCGUUACUGCUGUUUUUAAGGACCUGUGUGCGUACCCACGUAACAUUUCAAAUCCUAGCUGAAAUCAUACUUACUUGUUUUGGUCCGUAGAGGCGUCUUUACGUAUUGCUGGUCAGCUAGCAAUGCUGGACUGAGUUCAUUACAGGGUACGUGUACUUGAAACAGAUCACAGCAAAGGGCCCGAGUAAUGUUAGCACCAGAUAACAAAGUAUCGAUGAGUAUAGGGCGUCCUUAGAACUCACGGUGCAAGCCUUUAUCUUUGGAACCUCCAAGCUAAGAGAGCUAGAACCAAGAUCAUCUCGAUUAAUUGCUGUGGAAGAACAGAGAGAGAGAGAGAGAGUUCCCCAGAUGACAUCGAUUUCUUAGUGGGAGUUGCCCGGUGACCUAGACAAGCGCUUGCAUAGUCCACAGGUGGCCCAGAAAUGUGAUGUGCUGCCCAAGGAAGCCAAAGGGUGGAGGAAGGUGGAGGCUUAUGUGUGCAGGUGUUUUCCUCCUUCCUCAGCUGUGCCGGGCCUCCCGGCGGAAGGCAUGGGCUCAGAGAGCAGCGCCCUGAAGAGCUACGCGCUGACGGAGCCCGCGUUCACCCUGCCGGCCGGCCUGGCCGUGCACCCCGCCGCGCUGCAGGAUGGCCGGCGCGCCUCGGUCUUCGUGUACCGGAGAGACCACGAGGACCGCGUGAACAAGGCCGCCAAGCAUCUGAAGACACUUCGUCACCCUUGCCUGCUGAGAUUUUUAUCAUGCACCGUGGAGGCGGAUGGGAUCCAUCUGGUCACCGAGCGAGUGCAGCCUCUGGAAGUGGCUUUGGAAGUGCUGUCUCCGGCGGAGGUCUGUGCCGGCAUCUACGACCUACUGCUGGCCCUCGUCUUCCUUCACGACAGAGGACACCUGACACACAACAACGUCUGCCUGUCAUCUGUGUUUGUGAGUGAGGACGGCCACUGGAAGCUGGGGGGGAUGGAGACCGUCUGCAAAGUUCCUCAGGCCACACCCGAGUUUCUGAGGAGUAUUCAGUCAGUAAGAGACCCAGCAUCUAUCCCUCCUGAAGAGAUGUCUCCAGAAUUCACAACUCUGCCAGAGUCACAUGGACAUGCCCGGGAUGCCUAUUCAUUUGGGACAUUGGUGGAAAGUUUGCUCACAGUCUUAAGUGGACAGGUUUCAGCGGACGUUCUCUCCAGCUUCCAACAGACCUUGCACUCAACCCUGCUGAAUCCCAUCCCCACAUGUCGGCCGCCGCUCCACACCUUACUGUCCCAUGACUUCUUCAGGAAUGAUUUUCUAGAAGUUGUGAAUUUCUUGAAAAGUUUAACAUUGAAGAGUGAAGAGGAAAAAACUGAAUUCUUCAAAUUCCUGCUGGACAGAGUCAGCUGCUUGUCCGAGGAGUUGAUCGCCUCGCGGUUGGUGCCUCUUCUGCUUAAUCAAUUGGUGUUUGCAGAGCCAGUAGCCGUUAAGAGUUUUCUGCCUCAUCUGCUUGGCCCCAAAAAAGACGGCGCGCGGGGAGAAGUGCCUUGCCUGCUGUCGCCGGCCCUGUUCCGGUCGCGGGUGAUCCCUGUGCUGCUGCGGCUGUUUGAGGUGCACGAGGAGCACGUGCGGAUGGUGUUGCUGUCUCACCUGGAGGCCUACGUGGAGCACUUCACUCCGGAGCAGCUGAAGAAAGUCAUCCUGCCACAGGUCUUGCUGGGCCUGCGUGAUACCAGUGAUUCCAUUGUGGCAAUUACUCUUCAUAGCCUAGCAGUGCUGGUGUCCUUACUUGGACCAGAGGUGGUUGUGGGAGGUGAAAGAACCAAGAUCUUCAAACGCACUGCCCCAAGUUUUACUAAAAUGGUGGACCUUUCCCCAGAAGGUGAUCAAUAUUCUCAGCCUAUCAAAUUCCCCAUGAACGGACUCUCUGAUGUGAAAAGUACCUCAGGAGACCGUGAAAACUUCUCAUCAAGUUCUAAGAAGUCUGAGGAGUGGCCCGACUGGAGCGAGCCGGAGGAGCCUGAAAACAAAGCUGUCAGCAUACAGAUUGGUCCCGCGGAACCCCGCGAUGCCUCCACGUCCCCGCUCCCUAACUUGAACACGGAGGAGGCGUCAUGGGAUGACUUUGAGCCCAGCAGCUUAGACAGUGAAACAAACGCGGGAGGAGGAGUCCCCGCUGUGAGACCUGGGGCCGCAGGGGGACCUGAGCCCAUUCCUGCCUUGUUUUCACUCACUGAAGAGCCCAAGCCUUCGAAACCCGGCCUGUGCCAGAAGGCCGGUCUUGCGCCAAGUGGGGAUGACCCGGGCCACACCGAGCCCCCAAAAGUGUCACCAGAAGGACGCCUUAAGGUUCCGUCCGAACUGGGUUUAGGAGAGGAGUUUACCAUUCAAGUGAAAAAGAAGCCAGUACGAGAUCCAGAGUUGGACUGGUUUGCGGAUAUGAUCCCAGAAAUUAAGCCUUCGGCUGCUAUUCUCAUUUUGCCUGAACUGAGGACAGAAAUGAUGGUUUCCGGCAAGGAUGACGUCCCACCAGUGAUGCAGUUUUCCUCGAAAUUCGCUGCAGCAGACCUUACCGAGGGAGAGUCCGAAGGCUGGGGAGACGAAGGGGAGCUGAACUGGGAAGAUCACAACUGGUGACACCGGGCGGAACUUUAGGGCAAAGGAUUUCUUUAAAAAAUCCAACUAAUACCUCAAAAGCGGGCUCUGCAGACCGGAAAACCCAGAAGCACCGUUUUCCCUGCCUGUGCCAACUGAAGCGUGAGCCCCCGAGUGGCGGCGCCCGGGCACCGGUCCUGUGGAGGGGCCUGGGCGCGUCUGCCUGAGGCCAGUUUCUGUGAAGGGCAAGCAGCCGUGGAAAGGUUGAAUUUACUGCUUGUUUUCCAGGACAAUUCCAGAGGUAAAGAAAAUAAAUACAAAAAUUCAAGCUGAUUAGCUUAAUUCUGUGCCAUUUCUUUAACAAAAGAGUAAGCUUUACUACGAGAUACAACUUACUGAAAAAGUUUUAGCUAUAAAGUAUCUAAAUGAUUUUAGAUUGCUGAGGUUUCCUUAGGCAGCUUAUUUAUUUGUUUACAGAUGUACGAGUGAGGGGCCCUGUGGGGACCUGGGCAGUUCCUGACUGUUCCACAUGUAUCACGUUGUACCAAAGCUCUUCAUGAGAAACCUCCCCCCUCGACCUGUUCUCUAAAUAAAUGUCCAAUAAAGACUAUUUUCGCUAGA
This is a messenger RNA of Neofelis nebulosa (Clouded leopard), 3368 nucleotides long. It is a transcript of the gene SCYL3, whose product is annotated as SCY1 like pseudokinase 3. Bases 723 to 2789 code for a protein of 688 amino acids. Lineage: Eukaryota; Metazoa; Chordata; Mammalia; Carnivora; Felidae. Gene Ontology annotation, biological process: protein phosphorylation. Gene Ontology annotation, molecular function: ATP binding; protein kinase activity. The transcript has 14 exons. The record is from RefSeq and is a predicted model, not a curated record.